CCCGGCCCCUUUGCAUUGCGCAUGGGCCCUCCCCGCCGGGUGGCCAUGUUGCAGUGCUAGCAGGCAGCGCAGAGGCGGCGGGCGGCGGCGCAGCGCAGACACCGCACCGCGAUGGCCGUGGCCGUGGGCAGACCGGCGAACGAUGACCUCAGGAACCUGUCGCUGUCUGGCCACGUGGGCUUCGACAGCCUCCCAGACCAGCUGGUCAACAAGUCAACGUCACAGGGCUUCUGCUUCAACAUCCUGUGUGUGGGCGAGACCGGCAUCGGCAAGUCCACGCUGAUGGACACGCUCUUCAACACCAAGUUCGAGAGCGAGCCCGCCACGCACAACGAGCCCGGCGUCAGGUUGAAAGCGCGGAGUUACGAGCUCCAGGAGAGCAACGUGCGGCUCAAGCUGACCAUCGUGGACACCGUGGGGUUUGGCGAUCAGAUCAACAAGGACGACAGCUACAAGCCCAUAGUGGAAUACAUCGACGCACAGUUCGAAGCCUACCUGCAGGAAGAGCUGAAGAUCAAGCGGUCCCUGUUCAACUACCACGACACGCGGAUCCACGCCUGCCUCUACUUCAUCGCUCCCACCGGCCACUCGCUCAAGUCCCUGGACUUGGUCACCAUGAAGAAGCUCGACAGUAAGGUGAACAUCAUCCCCAUCAUUGCCAAGGCUGACACCAUCGCCAAGAACGAGUUGCACAAGUUCAAGAGCAAAAUCAUGAGCGAGCUGGUCAGCAACGGCGUCCAGAUCUACCAGUUCCCCACCGAUGAGGAGACGGUGGCCGAGAUCAAUGCCACCAUGAGUGUCCACCUUCCUUUUGCCGUGGUUGGCAGCACUGAGGAAGUGAAGAUUGGCAACAAGAUGGCGAAAGCCAGGCAGUACCCCUGGGGUGUCGUGCAGGUUGAGAAUGAAAACCACUGCGACUUUGUGAAGCUGCGGGAGAUGCUGAUCCGAGUGAACAUGGAGGACUUGCGGGAGCAGACGCACACCCGGCACUACGAGCUGUACAGGCGCUGCAAGCUGGAAGAGAUGGGCUUCAAGGACACGGAUCCGGACAGCAAACCCUUCAGCCUCCAAGAGACGUAUGAAGCCAAGAGGAACGAAUUCCUGGGCGAACUCCAGAAGAAGGAGGACGAAAUGAGGCAGAUGUUUGUCAUGCGAGUGAAGGAGAAGGAGGCAGAGUUGAAGGAAGCAGAGAAGGAUCUUCACGAAAAGUUUGACCAUCUAAAGAGGACUCACCAAGAAGAGAAGAAAAAGGUGGAAGACAAAAAGAAGGAACUUGAGGAAGAGCUCAACAACUUUCAAAAGAAGAAGGCGGCAGCUCAGCUAUUACAGUCACAGGCUCAGCAGGCAGGUUCUCAACAAACCAAGAAAGACAAGGACAAGAAAAACUUCUUCUUUAUGUAGCCGUCACCUUGCCAAAGCCCCCACACCCUCUCUCCCAGUGGACCGCAGGGCACUGGAAGAGCUGCGGAUCCGGGUCCCCCUGCCGGGAGAAGAGCCAUCUCAUUCCUCCAUCACGUCUGCCCUCCUCUCCUUCCCCCUUUGUUCCCACCCGUGCGUCUGAGGGUGUGCUGUGCUGUGUGUCUGUGCGGGAUCUGCCCGCUCCGACGGCUCCAGGCUUGCAGCGCUGCCGGAGGGAGCGGCCGCCGGAGGGAGCUCGGCCGCGCUGUGACUCGUUGCUCUGGGUUAGUUGGAUUUUCUUGCCUCCCUCCCCGCUUUGUUUGGCCAUGACAUGCGCACGCCGCUGGUGACACACAGGAUGACAGACUGAGGGUGAGUGUGCGUAGCUGGGGGAUGUAAUUUCUGCCUCAAGCCUGGCAGCUUUGGACACGGCAACUUCAUCUCCAGGGCGUCCUGCGCUCCUCUGGCAUGGCUGGAAAUCUCUCCAUGGAGCUGGUGACGUUCUCAGUGUGUCACUGUGUGACGGUGGAUGUCCCAUCCUGUGGCACGGAUGGAGCCUGUCCUGGACAGUCAAGGCCUUAUUUUCUGGCAGUGCCUCGCCGUGGGCAGAGCAGGAUUCUGGUUUUGUACAGCUGAGCUGCUCUGGCUCGCACUUGGAUCCAGGGCUUCGUUUUGUUUUCAUGAAGCCUAAUUAGCGAUUAUUUUUUUAACAGUCCUGAAUGUGGGCAAGUUGUUAAAAUUUCUACCUUGUUUACUUUGGAAGUGAACUCAGUCGGAAAGUUUGACAAGUGCCAAAGGAUUGCGUGAAGGCAAAACCAAAACCUGUAAAGGUGUGUAGUGACCUCCAGCUGGUUUGGGCUGGAGGGAAGGAGGCAGCCCCAGCCUCUCAGAGUGUUGGUUGGUGCAGAGUGCUGCACUUUGAUUUUUAACCGAAUACUAGUGAUUUAUUCUUUGCAUCGGUGAACCUUGAUCAAGGACUUCCCUUCCUUUACCCUGCCAAGGUACAGCUACCCUGAGUUGGUCUAGGUUUGGCCUCUGGCACUCGCUGUGUGACGUGCCAGCUGCUGAGGGGCUCUGCUGGAAGCUGCCAGGUUUUUUUUCACAAGCACAGUAUUUUGCAGCUCUCUUCAGUGACAAGGGUCAGCUGCCUGCGGCCAGGUGAAAGAAAAACUGCUUGUCCUGGAAACCUUUGCAACCAAAGAAGUGACUUUACAGGUACAUCCGGAAGGGUUAUUGAGUGUUGGCCUCAUGUGUGCUGUACCCUGGUACGUAGCUGGACUUGCUGCCUGCUGCCCAGCCCAAAGGGCUGUGAAUAUUUGUGCAAGUGUAGCUUGGGGCAGGGCUUGCAGUGAUACCAAAACCAGAGCCUGCCCCGCUCACGAGGCUGCAAUGGCCUGGAGAUGGUACCCAGUGCCUGCCACCAGAGAGCCAGGUCGGAAACCUGUUCAAUUCAGCCUUGUGACAACAAAGGAGCGUUGAGGCCGUUGCUGGAUUAAACCUUGGCUGUGGCUGUCCCUGUCUUGCUCUGCAGAACUCUGUGGGUGUUUGUCUUACCUGGGAACCACCACUUGCAGGAUGGGAUCCCUGCGUGCCCCAGGCCAGCAUUCCUACCAAAAAGCCACGGCUUGAGCUGCACCUUUUCAGAAAAAAAGUAGUGAGUAACCAUGCAGCCUGAAAAUAGGGGUUCAUCUUGCGGCUGAGGGCUGCUGGGGCUCAGGGCAUGCUGGUGCUCGAGCCCCUCCUGUGCCUCACGCAGGCCAGUGUCCCCCUGGCCCAGGGUUCUCUGCACGCCAAGCUGGUCAUUGCUGACUGAGAACCUGCUAAUGGCCAGGCUGUCUUGGUUUCCAGUGGUUUUCUUGCCCAGGUAGCCUCCUGAUUGCCUGCCCAGCAGCCACCCCAGCUGCUGGAUGGCUCCUGCAGGCUUCUGUGAGACCCUCUGCCAGGGAGGGAAUCCUCUCCUUCUGUUCCCCUCUGUCCUCACUCCUCUUUGUUGUUGUUCCUUGUGAAGUCCAGACGGGAUUAUUUUCAAAGCCUGAUGUAAAGAGAAGCAGCUGGGCGCGCCCCGAGUGCCAGUACUCACACGCACUGCCUUUCUUUUGCAGCUCUGUAGAGUUUUGCCGUGCUGGUGCCUUGGGUCCUGCUUGCGGCUCUGGAGCCCGUGUCUGCGGGAGCGCCGAGCGCAGUUAGAGAAGGGCACUAAUGGGAAUGGGGAUGGAGCAGCAGCGGGCCAGGUGAGGCGGCUCCCUGUGGAGAGGGCAAGGCAGAGGUGAGGGAGGAUCAGCAGCGCCUGGCCUCUAGAGGUCCCCUGCAGCCCGAAUUUGUUUGUGGCUGUUGGAAAGCUCGGUGGCGGUGCGCGCCGAGCUGCCGGUCACCACCUCCUCACAAGCUGGGCUCGGCUCGAAGGGAACGGGCUCAAAGCAUGCAGCAGCUUUCUUACAGAGCAGCUACUAAACUUCCGGGGUUUGGUUUUUUUAAUUUUGUUUUGCCCCAGGCUGUUGAGGUGGACGGUGUCAGCAGAAGGUUUUGGGGUUUUUUAAGAGCAGAUUCAGGGAGAACAGGUCCAUAAGGAUAACAGUCGGACCCCGUUGGUGGCGGUCAGGGCGCAGGGAAGGGAGCAGAAGGCGCGGGCGCUGCCGGCGGAGUCUGUGGAGCGAGGGGCGGAGCUGCCGCAGGCUGGUGGGGGCUUUCCCACAGCCCGGGGCUGGAGACGGGCUGGCGACGUGACCUUCAGCUGCUUCCUGCAUGGCUGCCGCUCUCGGGAAGAGCUGUCAGCGCGGGGAGGGGGCGGUCAGGGAGGUUAUUUGUCACCGAGCGUCCCCCAGCAAAGCAGGGGAAGCCGCUGCAUCCACUGCCACUUGGAAAGUUGCGCUUUGGGGUUAACCCUUGUGUGGCUGCUGCAGAGGAUCCAUGCUCGCGUGUCCGGCGGGCAAAUCCUUCGGGGGCUCGGCGAAGCCGGGUGCUGCCGGGAGCAGCGCAGCGUGUUGAGGGGCAGCUGGGAUUGCAGCCCCUCACAAGCAGCAGCGCUCUGCCGGGAUGUGGCUGCUGUGCCUGGGGAGCUGCCUGGCCUUGGGGCACUGAGCAAACCCUUGGGUCUGGGAAUGCAGCGCUUUCAUCCCAGUGCUCCUGUGGCAGGUGCUGGGCUCCUGGCCUGCAAUGCUCUGGGCCCCCCUGCAGCACAGACCCCGUGUUGGCAUCUUGGGCUGGUCGUCCAUGAUACGAAGCACUGAGGUUUGUGGGAAGGUCACAUGGAUGUGAGGAGUGAAGGGCAUCAGGGAAUGUUUUCCUGUGGGGAACAAGGAACCCUGGCAGUGCUCCAGUCCAGCCCUGUGCUCCAGCAGGGGAGCAGCAGGGAAGGCAGCCUGCUGCUGGAGGUGAUGGGGGCCAUGCAGGGUGGGGCUGGAGCGGGCAGCUGCUGCACUUGCUCCAGGGAACAGCAAACACGACAGGCUGCUCUCAGAGGCCACAGCCAGAGAGGUGCCAAGCAUCCAGGGCCUAUGCUGGGACAGCAGGAUGCUGCAGAGAUGGCUCGCCUGGACCUGGGACAGGGUUUGUGCACGGCAGCAGGGAAAUAAAAUGUGUCUGUGUCUCUCUGCAGCCCACUGGGGCUGGGGCACGCCUGUGCUUGGGACUGGGGAGCGGGAAUGCUGCCUCGGCAGCCAGGGACACCGAGUCCUGUCUCUGCAGGUGUUUGCCUCCCCGGGCUCGCCGGGUCAGCGCUGUGGCUUGGCCAGCUCCAGGCAGCACAGUGAAGCCAGGAAAGGUUUGGGGCAGUUCUGGGAGAGCCACAGUGAUGCUGUUAAUUGGGUUUUGGAAGAGCUCUCCCUUCAAGGCUGGCACCAGGUGGGGCAGUGCACCGCCUGCUGCUGUCCUGUGGCUUUGGCAGUGGGAAACAGUGACAAGGACACAGUUAACUUCCCAGCGCGACACACAGCCACGGCUGCAGCACACCUGGGACAGCAAACUGCCCCAGAGCCGCCCAAAUAUCGCCCGAGGCCCAGCUGCCCUCCUUGCUGCUCGGGCCAGGCCCCUGCCAGCUGGCACAGGCUCCCUGCUCCCACCCUCGUGCCAACUCCUCUCCCUGUGUGCAUCUGGGAGUGCCCGUGUGCUGGUGCUGCAAGCGGGAAUGUGGGAACGCACCCUUAAAUGUGGGGUGGAAAAGAGCAGGGCGAGGGGAGAAACCAGUGUAGUUUAACAGGGCAAGAUGGGUAACGUGCCACGGGCUGGAAGCAGCGAGCCCCAGAACUGGCGAUAUCCUGCAAUGACAGAGCGCUUUGCUUGGCAGCGUGCUUGUGACGCCUUGAGCCUGCUCAGCAGCCUGGCUUUGGAAAACCGAGCUGUGGGAUGACAAGGUCAGGGACUGAAAAUACUGUAAGGACGGCAGGAAGGGCUGGAAGGGAAGGAAGACACACACCCUGCUGAGAAAUGUGGUCUUAAGGGGGAUUUUUUGAGCCAUGUCAGGAAGAAGCCGGAACGCAGGAGAAGGCUGUGGCCUGCUGCAGUAAGAUGGCGCCUUGGAAGGGAGGGAGCAGGAGGGGCUCCAGGACAGGGGACAUGGAGCAGUGUCCCUGCCAGGCACUCAGCCCGGAAGGGCAGCAGCCGGGAGUGGAGCACCAGGGCCAAAGCUGGAACGGCUGCAGAGGCAACGAGUUCCUGCUGGGUCACUCCCCUGGCUGCCCAGCACCUCUCACGUCACCUUUCCAGGGGCCUGGCGCAGAGCAGCUCCCUGGCAGCCUCCAGGUAAAGCCGAGCCAGGUCCUUGGUGAAAAGCACAACACGCGAGUGGGAAUCCAGGACAACUUUCUUUAUUGCUACCAGAAGGCUUUCAUCAGUACAAUGGCUCUGGUUACAAUACCUUCCUCAGGGCUGUGGAGAGAGCUUACAGUCGGGACAGGGUGUUCUGAGAACAGGGUGUCACACGGAGGAGACGAGUUACAGGUCGGACUCUUGGUUAGAAGUUACAUGAACACAAAACUCGAGUAUGGGGUGUUUUGUUUUGGUUCUGUGCCUGAUGUUGACACAAGUUCCAAACCUCAGACGUCCGCAGCUGCCCCGGCACCUCACCCAGCAGUGCUGGGAAACGUGCAGGGAGAACUGGGCUCUGCACAAUUCGAGGGUUACAUCUGCUGGAGAGAACCAAGCCUUGGUGAGAAUCCACACUCAGUGCGACACAGCAAGGAAAAAUGGUUUCAUUCUAGUGAUGCAAAACACAGUGACUGCUUUCUGUGCUGGGAAAGGCAAACUGGAGUAACAGGGAGGAGUCUCCGUGCAAUGCACAGAGCACCUUCACCCUCCUGUGGGAGCUACUGAAGUGUGGAGCAGCUUGCAAGCAUCGGUUUUGGGUUUGUUUCCUGCCUCAUCUUUUGUUUAAAUCCAGUUUUUCCAUAUUAUCACGUUUAAACACCCAACUAUGAACGAAAGAGGUUUUCUGUUUAGAAGGGCAAAAGAAAGCUGUGGUGGAGGUGGGGCAGGACAGAAUGUCAUGCACGAGACUGGCCAAGAACUAAAAGAGGAGCAGGCAGAAAGGGAGCAAGGAGCGGGUGGGAAUGGGAGCGGAGAGGCGUUAGUUGGCUGGAAACCCGGAACGGCUCCGCAGGGCUGGUGUGAGCUCUCGGAUGUGGAGAAUGGGUUACAACACACAGGAGCAGAAAAACA
This is a messenger RNA of Motacilla alba alba, 7050 nucleotides long. It is a transcript of the gene SEPTIN11, whose product is annotated as septin 11. Gene Ontology annotation, biological process: cytoskeleton-dependent cytokinesis. NCBI's taxonomy places the organism in Eukaryota, Metazoa, Chordata, Aves, Passeriformes, Motacillidae. The transcript has 10 exons. Gene Ontology annotation, molecular function: molecular adaptor activity; GTPase activity; GTP binding. The record is from RefSeq and is a predicted model, not a curated record. Gene Ontology annotation, cellular component: cell division site; septin complex; septin ring. Bases 112 to 1401 code for a protein of 429 amino acids.